Prorocentrum cordatum is the source of this 444-nucleotide messenger RNA. Lineage: Eukaryota; Dinophyceae; Prorocentrales; Prorocentraceae. The record is from the annotation of a GenBank genome assembly.
AUGGCGCUGAAGCGGAUCCAGAAGGAGCUGGCGGACUUGGGCAACGACCCUCCCGCGAAUUGCUCAGCGGGACCCGUCGGAGACGAUCUGUUCAAUUGGCAGGCGACCAUCAUGGGCCCUCCGGACUCGGCGUACCAGGGCGGCGUAUUCUUCCUGAACGUCAACUUCCCCUCCGACUACCCGUUCAAGCCGCCAAAGGUUCACUUCACGACGAAGAUCUACCACUGCAACGUCAACUCCAACGGGGCAAUCUGCCUCGACAUCCUGAAGGACCAGUGGAGCCCCGCGCUCACCAUCUCGAAGGUGCUGCUCUCCAUCUCGUCGCUGCUCACGGACCCGAAUCCGAGCGACCCGCUGGUCCCCGAGAUCGCGCAGGCGUACCUGAAGACCCGGGAGAAGCACGACCAGACGGCGCGCGAGUGGGUGCAGAAGUACGCCACGUGA